AGGCGGCGCGCACGGUAUGGCGGCGGCGGCGGCGGCGGCGGCGCGCGCCUGAGAAGAGGGGACGCCAGCCCGGUCAGGCCUCGGCGCGGCCUACACGCUCCGCUCGCUCGCUCGCUCCCGCCUCCCGCCCCGCGCCCGGCCAUGGCGGAGCCGUCGUCCGCCCGACGCCCGGUGCCUCUCAUCGAGUCGGAGCUGUACUUCCUUAUCGCCCGGUACCUAUCGGCGGGCCCGUGUCGGAGAGCGGCCCAGGUGCUGGUGCAGGAGCUGGAGCAGUACCAGUUGUUGCCGAAGAGAUUGGACUGGGAGGGCAACGAGCACAACAGGAGCUACGAGGAGUUGGUCUUGUCCAAUAAGCAUGUGGCUCCUGAUCAUCUUUUGCAAAUCUGCCAGCGCAUCGGUCCUAUGUUGGAUAAAGAAAUUCCACCCAGUAUUUCAAGAGUCACUUCUUUACUUGGUGCAGGAAGGCAGUCUUUGCUACGUACAGCAAAAGACUGCAGGCACACAGUUUGGAAGGGCUCUGCCUUUGCUGCUCUUCAUAGAGGAAGACCUCCUGAAAUGCCAGUGAAUUAUGGUUCCCCACCAAAUCUUGUGGAGAUACAUCGAGGAAAACAACUCACAGGGUGUUCCACUUUUAGUACAGCAUUUCCAGGAACUAUGUAUCAGCAUAUAAAAAUGCACAGAAGGAUUCUCGGACAUCUAUCUGCUGUUUACUGUGUAGCAUUUGAUAGGACAGGACAUAGAAUCUUUACAGGUUCAGAUGACUGUUUGGUAAAGAUUUGGUCAACACAUAAUGGCCGCUUGUUAUCUACAUUAAGAGGUCAUUCUGCAGAAAUUUCAGAUAUGGCAGUAAACUAUGAGAAUACAAUGAUUGCUGCGGGGAGCUGUGAUAAAAUUAUUAGAGUGUGGUGCUUGAGAACUUGUGCCCCAGUUGCUGUGCUCCAAGGACACACAGGAUCAAUUACAUCUUUACAGUUUAGCCCGAUGGCCAAAGGCUCUCAAAGAUACAUGGUUUCCACUGGUGCUGAUGGGACAGUUUGCUUUUGGCAAUGGGAUUUAGAAUCCUUAAAAUUUAGCCCACGUCCCCUGAAGUUCACUGAAAAGCCUAGGCCAGGCGUUCAAAUGCUUUGUUCUUCUUUUAGUGUUGGUGGUAUGUUUUUAGCCACAGGUAGUACUGAUCAUGUAAUCAGAAUGUAUUUUUUGGGUUUUGAAGCACCCGAAAAAAUCGCAGAACUUGAAAGCCACACUGAUAAAGUAGAUAGUAUCCAAUUUUGUAACAAUGGUGAUCGGUUCCUAAGUGGUAGCAGAGAUGGAACAGCACGGAUUUGGAGAUUUGAGCAGUUAGAAUGGAGGAGCAUUUUAUUGGAUAUGGCUACCAGAAUCUCAGGGGACUUAUCUUCCGAAGAGGAAAGGUUUAUGAAACCUAAAGUAACAAUGAUAGCUUGGAAUCAAAAUGAUAGCAUUGUUGUCACAGCUGUGAAUGAUCAUGUCCUCAAAGUGUGGAAUUCUUACACUGGACAACUGCUUCAUAACUUAAUGGGACAUGCUGAUGAAGUAUUUGUUCUGGAGACACAUCCCUUUGAUUCCAGAAUUAUGUUAUCUGCAGGACAUGAUGGCAGCAUAUUUAUAUGGGAUAUUACAAAAGGUACCAAGAUGAAACAUUAUUUUAAUAUGAUUGAAGGACAAGGACAUGGAGCUGUGUUUGACUGUAAGUUUUCACAGGAUGGACAGCAUUUUGCCUGUACAGAUUCUCAUGGGCACCUUCUGAUAUUUGGUUUUGGAUGCAGCAAACCAUAUGAAAAGAUUCCUGAUCAGAUGUUCUUCCAUACUGACUAUCGACCACUUAUUAGAGAUUCUAAUAAUUAUGUCUUAGAUGAGCAAACUCAGCAGGCUCCUCAUCUUAUGCCUCCACCAUUCUUGGUAGAUGUAGAUGGAAAUCCUCAUCCAACCAAGUAUCAGAGAUUAGUACCAGGCCGAGAAAAUUCUGCAGAUGAACAUUUGAUUCCACAGCUGGGCUAUGUGGCAACAAGUGAUGGAGAGGUGAUUGAACAAAUUAUAAGCCUGCAAACCAAUGAUAAUGAUGAACGCAGCCCAGAAUCGAGUAUUCUUGAUGGAAUGAUAAGACAGUUGCAGCAGCAGCAAGAUCAGAGAAUGGGAGCAGAUCAGGAUACUAUUCCAAGAGGACUUUCAAAUGGUGAAGAAACACCCCGGAGAGGUUUUAGAAGGCUGAGCUUAGACAUUCAGUCCCCUCCAAAUAUUGGUCUGCGUCGUAGUGGACAAGUUGAAGGUGUUCGUCAGAUGCAUCAAAACGCUCCACGCAGUCAGAUUGCUACAGAACGUGACCUGCAGGCUUGGAAACGAAGAGUGGUUGUACCAGAGGUACCACUAGGCAUAUUUAGGAAGCUGGAAGACUUCCGAUUAGAGAAAGGUGAAGAGGAAAGAAAUCUUUAUAUAAUAGGAAGAAAAAGAAAGACUCUUCAGCUCUCACAUAAGUCGGAUUCAGUGGUUUUGGUAUCACAGUCUAGACAAAGGACAUGUAGGCGUAAAUAUCCAAAUUAUGGUAGAAGAAAUCGUAGCUGGCGUGAGUUAUCUUCUGGAAAUGAGUCUUCAAGCUCUGUAAGACAUGAGACUUCCUGUGAUCAGAGUGAAGGUUCUGGUUCUUCAGAAGAGGAUGAAUGGAGAAGUGACAGAAAAAGUGAGAGUUACAGCGAAAGUUCAAGUGACUCUUCAUCUAGAUAUUCCGAUUGGACAGCUGAUGCGGGCAUCAAUUUGCAGCCUCCUUUAAGAACAUCAUGUCGUCGACGAAUUACUCGAUUUUGUAGUAGUUCAGAAGAUGAAAUAUCUACUGAGAAUUUAUCUCCUCCAAAAAGAAGACGAAAGAGAAAGAAAGAAAAUAAGCCUAAGAAGGAGAAUUUGCGGAGGAUGACUCCAGCAGAGCUUGCAAAUAUGGAGCAUUUAUAUGAAUUUCACCCUCCAGUUUGGAUUACUGACACCACACUUAGAAAAUCUCCUUUUGUUCCUCAAAUGGGUGAUGAGGUAAUAUAUUUUCGACAGGGUCAUGAAGCUUAUAUUGAGGCUGUAAGAAGAAAUAAUAUUUAUGAACUGAACCCUAAUAAGGAGCCAUGGAGAAAAAUGGAUCUUAGGGAUCAAGAAUUGGUUAAAAUAGUUGGAAUACGAUAUGAAGUUGGGCCCCCUACACUCUGUUGCCUAAAACUAGCAUUUAUAGAUCCAGCAACUGGAAAACUUAUGGACAAAUCUUUCUCUAUUAGAUAUCAUGAUAUGCCAGAUGUUAUUGACUUUCUUGUAUUGCGUCAAUUUUAUGAUGAAGCAAGACAGAGGAAUUGGCAGUCUUGUGACAGAUUCCGCUCUAUUAUUGAUGAUGCUUGGUGGUUUGGAACAGUGUUAAGUCAAGAGCCAUAUCAACCACAGUAUCCUGAUAGUCAUUUCCAGUGUUAUAUUGUUAGGUGGGAUAAUACUGAAAUUGAAAAACUUAGCCCAUGGGACAUGGAACCAAUUCCUGAUAAUGUUGAUCCACCUGAAGAAUUAGGAGCUAGUAUUUCUGUCACAACAGAUGAGCUAGAGAAAUUGCUCUAUAAACCACAAGCUGGUGAAUGGGGUCAGAAAUCAAGAGAUGAAGAAUGUGAUAGAAUUAUCAGUGGUAUAGAUCAACUUUUGAAUCUUGAUAUAGCAGCAGCUUUUGCAGGCCCUGUUGAUUUGUGUACAUACCCGAAGUACUGUACUGUAGUAGCUUAUCCAACCGAUCUUUACACAAUUCGAAUGAGACUUGUUAAUCGAUUUUACAGGAGGCUGUCUGCGUUAGUUUGGGAAGUCAGAUAUAUAGAACAUAAUGCCAGAACAUUUAACGAACCUGAGAGUGUAAUUGCAAGAUCAGCUAAAAAGAUAACUGACCAACUUUUAAAAUUUAUCAAGAAUCAACACUGUACAAAUAUCUCAGAACUUUCUAACACAUCUGAAAAUGAUGAGCAAAAUGCUGAGGAUUUGGAUGAUAGUGAUCUUCCUAAAACAUCUUCUGGAAGGAGGAGAGUCCAUGAUGGGAAAAAAAGCAUCAGAGCUACGAACUAUGUUGAAAGCAACUGGAAGAAACAGUGUAAGGAACUAGUGAACUUAAUUUUUCAGUGUGAAGAUUCUGAACCAUUUAGACAACCUGUUGAUUUGGUUGAAUAUCCAGACUACAGAGAUAUUAUAGAUACCCCAAUGGAUUUUGGAACAGUAAGGGAAACUCUAGAUGCGGGAAAUUAUGACAGCCCUUUGGAGUUUUGCAAAGACAUCCGGCUGAUAUUUAGCAAUGCAAAAGCGUAUACACCAAACAAAAGAUCAAAGAUUUAUAGUAUGACCUUGAGAUUAUCUGCCUUAUUUGAAGAAAAAAUGAAGAAAAUCUCUUCUGAUUUUAAAAUUGGUCAAAAAUUCAAUGAAAAACUUCGAAGAAGCCAGAGGUUCAAGCAACGGCAAAAUUGUAAAGGUGACAGUCAGCCUAACAAAAGUAUCAGAAACCUCAAGCCGAAGAGGUUAAAAUCUCAGACAAAAAUAAUUCCUGAGUUGGUAGGUUCUCCUACCCAGUCUACCUCAAGUAGGACAGCUUAUCUUGGAACCCACAAGACAAGUGCUGGUAUCUCUUCAGGUGUUACUUCUGGUGACUCUUCAGAUUCAGCAGAAUCAUCAGAAAGGAGGAAAAGAAAUAGACCUAUAACAAAUGGUUCUACAUUAUCUGAAAGUGAAGUGGAAGAUUCUUUAGCUACCUCUUUGUCAUCGUCAGCUUCCAGUAGUUCUGAGGAAAGCAAAGAGAGUUCCAGAGCUCGUGAAUCCUCCUCACGCAGUGGGCUAUCCAGAAGCAGCAAUCUCAGGGUAACCAGAACUAGAGCUGCUCAAAGAAAAACUGGUCCCGUUUCAUUAGCAAAUGGAUGUGGCAGAAAAGCCACUCGAAAGAGAGUCUAUUUAAGUGAUUCUGAUAACAAUUCAUUGGAGACUGGUGAAAUUCUAAAAGCCAGAGCUGGAAAUAACCGAAAAGUCUUAAGGAAGUGUGCUGCUGUGGCUGCCAAUAAAAUAAAGCUAAUGAGUGAUGUAGAAGAGAAUUCUAGCUCUGAAAGUGUCUGUUCUGGUCGGAAGCUGCCUCACCGCAAUGCUUCUGCUGUAGCUAGAAAAAAGUUAUUACAUAAUUCUGAAGAUGAACAGAGCUUAAAGUCAGAAAUUGAAGAAGAGGAGCUAAAAGAUGAAAAUCAACUAUUACCAGUGUCCAGUUCUCACACUGCCCAGAGCAAUGUUGAUGAAUCUGAAAACAGAGACUCAGAGUCAGAAAGUGAUUUGCGGGUAGCCCGGAAAAAUUGGCAUGCUAAUGGUUACAAGUCCCAUACUCCAGCACCUUCAAAGACAAAAUUUCUUAAAAUAGAGUCUUCUGAGGAAGACUCUAAAAGUCAUGAUUCAGAUCAUGCAUGUAACAGAACUGCUGGCCCAUCAACGUCUGUGCAGAAACUUAAGGCAGAGAGCAUCUCAGAGGAAGCAGAUUCUGAACCAGGAAGAUCUGGUGGUAGGAAAUACAAUACAUUUCACAAGAAUGCGAGUUUCUUUAAAAAAACCAAGAUUCUGAGUGACUCAGAAGACUCUGAAUCUGAAGAGCAAGAUAGAGAAGAUGGGAAAUGUCAUAAAAUGGAAAUGAACCCAAUUUCAGGAAAUCUGAACUGUGACCCUAUUGCUAUGUCCCAGUGUUCCUCAGAUCAUGGAUGUGAAACUGAUUUAGAUUCAGAUGAUGACAAAAUAGAAAAACCAAACAAUUUUAUGAAAGAUUCUGCAUCACAAGACAAUGGACUAAGCAGAAAAAUUUCCAGGAAAAGGGUCUGUUCCAGUGACUCAGACAGUAGUUUACAGGUGGUUAAGAAAUCAUCAAAAGCCAGAACAGGUCUCCUGAGGAUUACUCGAAGAUGUGCAGCUACGGCUGCCAAUAAGAUCAAGCUCAUGAGUGAUGUAGAAGAUGUCAGUUUAGAAAAUGUGCACACUAGAAGCAAAAAUGGAAGGAAAAAACCUCUCCAUCUUGCUUGUACUACAGCUAAGAAGAAAUUGAGUGAUUGUGAAGGAAGUGUACAUUGUGAAGUACCAAGUGAACAGUAUGCCUGUGAAGGCAAGCCACCUGAUCCUGACUCCGAAGGUAGUACAAAAGUGCUUAGUCAGGCUCUAAAUGGAGACUCAGACUCUGAAGAUAUGUUGAAUUCAGAACACAAGCACAGGCAUACCAAUAUUCACAAAAUAGAUGCACCUUCUAAAAGAAAAAGUUCCUCUGUUACAUCUUCAGGAGAAGAUUCAAAAAGUCAUAUUCCAGGGAGUGAGACUGAUAGGACAUUUUCUUCAGAGUCAACCUUGGCACAAAAAGCUACUGCAGAGAAUAAUUUUGAAGUGGAACUGAAUUAUGGGCUGCGCAGGUGGAAUGGCAGAAGACUCAGGACCUAUGGAAAGGCUCCUUUUAGUAAGACAAAAGUGAUUCAUGAUUCACAGGAAACAGCAGAGAAGGAAGUAAAAAGGAAGAGAUCGCAUCCUGAAUUGGAAAAUGUGAAAAUCUCUGAAACAACUGGGAAUUCAAAGUUUAGACCUGAUACUAGUUCCAAAUCAUCAGAUUUGGGAUCUGUAACUGAAUCAGAUAUUGACUGUACUGAUAAUACAAAAACCAAAAGGAGGAAAACGAAAGGAAAAGCAAAAGUAGUUAGAAAAGGUAAAACUUUUACAGCUAACAUAUCUAAAACUGUGAGACGUCAAAGACAAAGCAAACGCCCUAGGUUAAGUGUGGAUGAUAAUGACUGGGAGGAUUUGGACUAUGCAAAAUCUAAAAGAGUUCUUCGACGUUCAAAAAUAAAAACGAGAAAUCAGGGUAGAAGGACUGUGAGAUACCAUGAUGGGGAUGAUGACAGAAGUUUAGAAAAUGUGUUAGAUUUCAAUGGUUGCACCUUAUGACCUUGAGGGAAAGCCAGUUCAUUUAAGAGGAAAUGGACUGGCAUUUAUGGUGAAAGCUGGCUGUUAAAAUUAUUUUUUUGUCUUACAAUUCAGGGAAUAUAUUUAUAUUUUUCUAUGAAAAGUUAUGAAUGUGACUAAAUCAUGACUGUUAUUUUUAUUUGCACUUGCUGGUCUUUGUAGCAGCAUUCAGCACAGGUGCCAAAAUAUGCUUCAUUUUGGGGGCAGAUCUAUUUUGACAGUAUUUGACUACAUAUAGCAAGAGUUUGAAAUAUGUUAAACACUAGACAUCCUGGUUAUCAAAACCAAUGAGCAUUACUUUCAUGGCAGCAAGUGUCAUGCAGUUAUUUUCUGAAUUUGUCAAAGAGGCAGUAGUUUCUAACCCCUGUUCUAUAGUAGUUACAACAAUUUCACAACCUAUGUUUACAGAUUCUUCAUAAAUACAUGCAUACUGACACUAUAAUCAUGGGAGGUGUAACCAUGAUUAGUAGGCGAGGUACCUACCACUUUUUUUUUUUUCUUCCCCUGGCUACUUGAGUAGAAUGCAUUAUACCAGAUCUGGUCACUUUCAUUGAAAUGGUUUCUAAUUUUCUUCCCAAGUGCUGUUGGGUUUUUUUCUUCUUAAGGAAAACGUUGUCACUUUUAUGUUAUAAACUUGAAUUUAUAAAGUGCUGGUAAAUUAUUUUUAAUGAUUUGAGUGCAUGUUUUAAACCUCUAGGACCAGAGCAUAGUCAGAGCAUUUUCUUUUAAAUUGUGCACUAACAAAAUGCUAUAUAAUCUGUCUUCUGUCCAAGAUCUCCUGGUUUCCAUUGUAAGGGAUUUAACCAAAAUCUUGCUCUUCCAUAAUCUUACUCUGUGAAAUAGAGGAAUUCGUGUGCCUUAGAUUUAGAAGUGUGUUCUUUAAUAGAGUGUACAGGGCUAAAAGAGUAUUUAAGUUAAUAUGUAGGUUUCCCCCAUCUGUAUUCCAAUUGUAGAGGUGAGUUUUGUUAAGAGUACAAUUGCAAAUCUUAUCUAUAUAGGAAAAUAGCUAAAUGUCAUUCUCCAUCUCUUUGUUUUAGUUUACUGCUUCCAUGUGCAAUCCUAAGCAUUCUUUGCUGGGGCAACUAAAUGUAUCUUUAUUAGUGACUUCUAGUCCAAAUAUAAGAAACUGUCAUGUUUUGUGGGAAAAUAAUUUUAUAAUCCAUUUAAAGUGAAAGUUUAUCACACAAAUAGUACACUUAUUUUCUAACCAAAUACUUGAUAGGUUAUGCUACUCCAGUGUAGAUGGCCAUUCCUAACUUGUUUGUGCCUGAAGAUGGACUUGAUUCAAAUGGUUUACAUAUUUAGUGGGUAAGGGAUAUGUUACAGUACCCCACCUGUAAGUUAUUUAUUAGCCCUAAUUGUGUUUGAUUUCAGACAAAAUUAACCCUUUUCUCCUGUGUAUCUUUGAAGUGGCAGAUAAGGUGAAGCAUCAGACUGGUAUCAAUAUUAGACAAUGUUAUUUAUUAGCCCUAAUUGUGUUUGGUUUCAGACAAAACCUUUUCUCCUGUGUAUCUUUGAAGUGGCAGACAAGGCGAAGCAUCAGACUGGUAUUAAUGUUAGAGAAUGUUCUGAAGUGUUCCUAUUUUGUAGUUAUCUAUUCCAUUUGACAUAGUAGAAGGUACAUUUUCUUUCUACUCUGAUGCAUGGGGAAGGAUGUUUUUGGACAUUAUCAACUGAGAUAGGUGGGAAACCUCCUCUCAUUUGUGGCUUAGAGAGCUAUCACCAUUUCAGAACUAUGAUGCUUUUCUUCUCAGAACUUGUGUUAAGUAGAUAGUAAACAGAUUGAUUCAUGAUAAUUGUCCUUGACUAAGACUGAAAAGACUAAUGGGAUGCCUUUUACUUUGCUAAUUUUAAAAACUGGUGAUAGAUGUCAAAUCCAUUAAUUUAUUUAAACUCUUCUUAACCUUCUCUUUUAUAAUCUGUUCUCAGGUUUUAACUCCAUGUUUACCAUCAUUUGCAAAAAGGUACCAAAAAAAUCCAUAAAUAAAUAUGGAAUACAUUCAUAAGUACAUACAUUCUUUUGGUAUAAAACAAUAUUUUGACAGUUUAGGCUUCAUUAAUAGAACUAUUCUGAUUAUUUGGACUGCAUUAAUUGGUCAUUGACUGGCCAUCCAAUUACCAUUUUUUCUUUCAGUCCAAAAUAGUUAGACCCUUGCAUACAGAAGUGGUAUUUUGGUUUUUAAUCAGAUUUGGUUUCAUCAGAAGCAGCAAGAAUGGACCUGAUGUCUUUAAAAGCAUAGCCGACAAUGGUAGCUUCUCAAGUUAUGAAAUAAAACUGAGAGAUAAUGGAGAAAAUAAUUUUUAUGGGUUUUUUUGGUUAUGGUGCUAUUCCUAAGGUUAACUUUGAAUAUGUGACACACACACUCCUAAGUACCUUUAAGGAAAAUUAAUAAAUCAUUAAUAGUUAAAAUGUUUACAUUGAGCACUAGAACAUGUUUGGCCUUUUUUUUCUACGUUAUGCAAAAUGCCCAGGGAUUUAAUGCACAGGUGUACUUUAAUGUUUAGGGUCAGUUUGUAGUAUUCUUGAGAAAAAGAUAAAGGGUUAUAAUUUGAAUGUGAACUGAUCCAGAAAUAAGUGCUGUACCUUUCCACUGCACUUGAAGUUCAACUUAAUGGUGUAUGUGAAAAACAAAAACUACUUUGGUUGUGUAUGUCCAAAGUCCUAUGGUUUUAUUCAUUUAUGGUUUUACAGGCUUUGAAGUACUCAGAUUUGAUUUUUGCUUUCUUGGAAAGACUCACUUUACCAAGCAUAUAAAGGAAAAAUGAUUUCAAACAUUGACAAGAUAGAUGAGUGUUAACAAAGCUUUCUUUUUUCGUGUCCUCCUUAUUUAAAAAGGUAUACUUACAAUGUGAAGUAACUUAUGAAUAAAAGGAAAAGUUUAUCCCAUAUUCAAAUAAUUCCUAAGGUCAGCCUCCCUUUUUGUAAGUGGCAAAUAUCUGAUUAAAUCAUUUCUCAGUUUAUUAAUCCUUGGAAACAAUGAUAUAGCAGUUACUCACAGCUUGUAAAUUACAACAGAAAGGUUCCUUUCAAAUAGUAGAGCUGCACCUAAAGAGGAAAUUGGGUUUAUAAGAAAAUGGAGGCAAAGAACUUAAGUUUUAAGAAAAAGCACUUCAAAACAGAAGGGCAAAUGGAAAAGGGGAAUAUAAAACAAACCAAUAAAAAUACCAUCUGAGGGUGUUACUGUCCAAAAGUAAAGAAUAAGAUGCAUCACUAAGCCCUUUGCACUCGUUAUGACCUCGUAAGUAAAAAUUAUCACUUAGAAUAAGGGGUGCACACUACAUUCCCUCUGUCUUCUAGACUUUUUUUUUUGUAGAAGAAUCAGAAAACAAUUUACUAACCUCCCUGUUUGAUAUUAAAAAUAGGAAGAAUUUUAAUAUUUUCUGUUAGUACAAGUUGAACUUGAUUGUGCCAACUGAAACCCCAGAGGUUUGUAUAUCAGUAGAAUGCAAGAACAUUGUUAAAGGUGCUUACGAUCUUUUUUGUUUUCCUUUCCACUCCAUUGUAUCAAUUUUUUGAGUAACUUUUAAAUGGCUAGAAAAUGGUCUUUUUGCUUUGCCCUUUUAAAGCUGAAAUAACCAGCUCCAUUCUUUUCAUGAAUAGUAAGUUGAUAUAUUUAUUUAUCAGGUAUCUUGCAGUUGUCACCAAAUACUGUAGUUUUCUUAUGUUGUAUGGAAAUUAUAGUUCAAUUAUUUUAAUGUGAUAGAGUGCAACAAGUCAUUGUAGAACUUUUCACCUGUUAAUGUUGAAGUUAUACCUCUGAAUUUCUGCUGUGGAUAUCAAGGAAAUAAUAAAGCAGAAACCCCAAGAAAUUUGCAACUUAACAGUUUGAGACUGUCUCUUAUCCUAGUAUUUGGGAAGAGAAGGAAUAAAUUUGUCAAAACUAGGUGAGAAAAUAGAGCAUUGUGGGAAAAACUGAGUCCAACUAGAUUAGCAAAUGUUAAUUCCUAGCUCAAACUGUGAAUAGUAAGGAUUGAAAAGUAAAGUAUGUAAUGCUAAGGGCUGUGUUGUCUUUUCUUACGAUUUUAAGUUUUAAAGGCUGUUAAAUUACAGAGAUGUUGCCCAAGGAUACAUGGGGAUUCUCAAAAGUAAGAGAUUUUUACCUUUUUCAUAAUCUGCCAAGCUGGUUCCUAAUAUAUUGUUAAAUUGGUAGAAAAAUAUCUUUAAAUUGGUGUCUGCUCAAGAAUUGCUUUUCUAGAUUUGAUGGAGGGAGGGGGAGAGUCACAUCAUUUGGAUUCUACCAAUCUGCAGGCUCUAUCUUUGGCAACAUGUAAAUAAUUAGACUAUACAUCUGUUUCUCAAGUAUGGCAAGACCAAUAGUUUGAAUUUAAUUAUCAAUGCUAUGGUAUACUUUCUGGUCAUAUUUUAGUUAUGUCAGUUUUAAGGUAAGUUUUUUCAUUUAUUAAAGCCCUUAAAUGAGAUUUUAGACUGCCAAAGAGAAGAGGCAGUCCAAUUGACCUAACUGAAAUGAGAUGACCAGUAUAUAGAGCCUAGAUGGACUGUAGCAGCUCUACCCCUUUGUUUUACAAGGUAAAUCAUUUUAAAAAUUACCUUUUUUGAUCAGUGGGUAAAAGUUAAAGGGAUCUUUAAUUUUUGAUAUAUUCAAGUUAAUUUUCUAAAUGUGAAUCAGUCCUUGGACUGCAACUAUAUAUUCACCUACAAAAUCCCAAUCAAAAAAUUACAUGAGCCUGUCAAGCAGAUCUUUAGUUUUCCACUUCACAUAAGAUCGUUAAUGUUCUAAAUUAAUCUAUUCAUUUAGAUGAUUUUUGUCAGUUCUUAAAUGGGAUAUAAUAAAUUUAGCAUUUUCAUCUUAACAAGCAAAAGAGUUAAAAAACAAAACAAAACACUACUCCAAGCCAAAUACAUUCUAGCUGGUUAAUUCCAGACUUGUCCCAAGUGGUUCCCCAACCUCUUUUCCACUGGUAAUUUCUUUUCAUGCAGGCAGAAUAUAGGGGUGCGAGCGCUGUGAGUUUUACAUAUGAGCUUGGAUAGGGGAACUGAAGCGAGUCAGGAGCCCUGCUGGAAAAGGGGUUUGCCAUUGGAUUGUCUGUGGCCUGGUUUCUUUCCAGUAGUACAGUAAUAGGGUAGAUUGAAAACAAGUAUUUACUUCUGAUUCUGCCUGCAUUUAGUGUGAAAUGCUCUUAAGGUAUUGCUUCUAAAAAGCAAAUUAAGCAGUUAAGUAUAAAGUCCCUGAAUUCAUAUUUCAAAAUAAGGCUUUUAUGAGAUUUUUAUUAAAAAUUGCAAUAGCCAUCACAAAUCUGAGUUUUUCUAGGGGUGAGAGAAAACUGUAUUGUGAUGAGCUAGAUUAGUUGUAGUUCCAGAAUAAGAACAAAAAUUCAGAGUUGUGUGGUGCCCAUCAUUGAGUAAAUGAACCCUAAAAAUGAAUAAGCUAAUGAACUAGUUCAUGGAAUUAUUUCUGAUGGUCUUUUGACCUGAUGCUGCCAUACUGCAGUGUUACCAGCUCCCCCUAGAAAACGGAACUGUUUAAAAACACAGCAAGUUACAGAAACCAUUUUAUUCUACAGCCAUUGGGGUACUUCAGUUUAUGGGAUGUUUUUGGAAACUUCUGCUUUGGGAGGGAUGAAGAUCAUUGAUAAAUGUUAUUUGCUUUCUGAGUUUUGGGGUCAUUUCAUUGCUUAUCAAUGAAGGGCAGACAGAGGAGAGAAUAUCUCAAGUCUUUUCUGAUAAAAGGCUUGCUUGAGGGAGCUUAUAACUUGCACCUAGAGGGUUUACCCACUUUGUGGAUUUGAUUUAUCCACCAACCACAGCAACCAAUAAUGUCAAGAUUCUAGGAGUUUAUGAAAGAGGCUAGUAUGUUUUCAUUUUGAGUCAGACAUUCUUUUCUCAUUCUCAAAUCUGUUUUAAAUGCUCCAAUUUUAAAAAUGCCAAUGAAAAUUUUAUAAUGCUUCUGUAGUAACCAUAUGCAGUUUACUUUGAAUUUAGGAAAACAGUUUUGUAUGAUGAAAUAUUGUGCAGAAUCUGUAAAUAAGGUAGCUUAAAAAUUAAAAAAAAGUCUAAUUAGAAUAUGAUUAAUCCUUGAAAUGUAGAAACUAGAGAUUGUGUUGAGUCAGAACUGUUAUGUUUGUAUCCAGGUUUCUAUUCACCACAUAUACCAUCUUAGAAUACACACAUAUCUGUGAGUUAUAAUUUAAAGUGGUCAUCCAGGGAAAUGAUCAUGGAGUGCUACUACAGAUGUACAGUUUUACACUACUGAUGUGUUCUUGCCAUACCCAAGUAGGGAAUCACUUCCAGGAAAACAAGUCCUCAAGCACUCAAUGACUUUGUAAACCCAUGACUGAAACAAGACUCAUCUGAGGCAGUAGGACUGGUGGGAUUCUACUGACUUCUUAGUAUCACAUGGCACCAUCACAAAUGCAUUGUUAGAGCAGCAACAUCCAGAGUUCUUAAGCUUGUACCCUAACACACAAAUUUGACUUCUAACCCUGAAAUAUCCUAUAUAUAUUUCUAAAACUGUUUGUAGUUUUCUUGAGAAAAAGCACUUUAUAAUUUACUCAGUUUUCAGUAAUAAAAUUAACACUGACUUGAAUGUAUUUAAAAAAAUUCUCCACAGUUUUGUCUUCCUCAGAUUGUUUUUAUCCUUAUUCUCUGAAAUUCCUGUUUUAUUGUCUAAGACUUAAGAGAUUCAGCUUUAUCAAGUUAGAGUACAGUGUAAUUCAAAUUCUCCCUCCCUUGGGCAUAGUUACUGAAGUUCAAAUUUCCUUAAGUAUUUUUUAAAAACCUGAUUUUAGUUUUUUUUUUCCUGCAGAAUCUUAACUUUUCCAUUAUUCUGGAUGACAAAUAAACAUUUAUUAAAAUGUGUUAGAAUUAGUAUUUACUAGGUUCCUAAAUUGUCAGUAUAGGUACUUUGAUCACACAUCAAAAUGGAAUUUCUGCAACUUAAAGCAUUUUGUUACAAAUUGUAGUUGAAAUAGAAUUUUAUCUAUUUGUCUGGAUGAAUAGGUUGUUGGGAAUGAACCAGUUAUCUGUUCUUUUCUUCCAAAUGCAAAUGGUGCAGCUAGUUGAUAAUAGUAUAUUCUCAUCCUACUAUAAAGUGCAAAUUUCACCUUAAUUUUGCAUAUUUUAAAAUUUUUGUUUACCCUUUGUAGCAUAUUUACAUUUUAGCAUUUGCUAACAUUGAUUUAAUGUGUUAAAGAUUCAUUUUGGAUAUAGGGUUGACUUGUUGGAGAUACUAGUUCAUAAUUUUAAAAUUCCCAAGAGAAGUGUCUUUGAAGUGGUAAACACAGUGCACUUUAAGCCACUUCUCUUCCCACAGAGUCCAGCUGAAGGAGGUAAGGGCAUGCUGCAUGAGAGUAAUGCCGUGAUGAGUGUCUUACUCUGGUAAAAUGCCAUUUACAAUGCCUGGAGACUGAACACUGAACAAAACAUAGUGCCCUUAGAAUUUCACUGGAAAAACAUGUGAAUCACAUAAGUUAGUUGGCAAAAGGAACUGAUGUGUAUGUGGUGGGGUUGCUUUGAAUAAAGUAUUUCCUAACCUAUUCUGGGGAGAACGCUCAACUGAUCUUAGAGAAGUGUGAAAUCAGUUUCAUAGACUUAGGGAAAAAUCUGAAGUGCUUGCACUGUGAGGGCAGAGGCCUGCCUCAUUAGUCUAGCUGUAUGAACAUGUCAGUCCACAGAAGCAGUUUUUACCUGUACUCAUCUGCCCUUCAGUCAGCUUUGUGACAGAAGGGCAAACAUCUUCACAGAAGAAAAAGUUCAGAAGGUUGGCAUUGGUGGUUUCAUUGCUACAGAAUAAUAGUGUUACUUGAUAGUAUCUGACUAAAAGAGCUCUCAUUUUCUAGUACUUAGUAGUAAAAAGAAUGUGGUGGAGUCCUCCAGAUGUCUAGUGUGGGUGGAGGAUAUCAACUGGUUAUUUCAGUGAUCUACAGCCUUACCUUUUGAAUGCUAAAUGUCUGGAAACUUCAGGCAGGGUCCUACAAAACAAACUGCCAUCAAGAUUGGUGUGUACCAUGAAGGCAGUUUUAGAUAGUUUGACUGUUCAUGGCUGCAAGAAAGACCUAAAAUUCAAGGGCCCGUGAACUUCAGAUACGUAAAAGGAAUAUCACUUCUGUUCUAGAAGAGUACUAAUUAGACUUGUUUGUGAAAUUUGAAAAUUUGGCUUUGAGACACUGGUAACAAACAUAUCUGAGCCCUCCUAAGUUUGGUCAGCACGGAGUAGUAGCUCUGGCAUCAUGUGGCUGUGUAGAGCUCCAGUGUGAUUUCAAGCCCCCUCUAAAAACUGCCUUAGUCUGCAUGAAGUAGUUAACUCUCCAAAGUGCUUUUUGUCUGGCAAAUCCCUUCACAAUUUUCACCUCUCGUCUAAAAGCUUCCUUAAAGGAAGCCUUCCUUGAUCCCUUAGGCUAGGUUAGGUUUCCAGUCUGUGUUCUCAUAGCACUCUGCACUUUUUGGUUCCUUAAAGCAACUCUGUGUUAUUUUUUAGAAUUUUAAUCUGAAUCUCGUGUGUCACAUACCUAGGUCAGAAAAUACUGGAACAAUGAAGUUAAGAUUUAGUAAUUCAAAUUAUGUAAAAUGCUCAUAUAUAUGUUUUUAGAUUAGCAGCUUUAUGAUGCCGAUGCUGAAGGAACUUUUCACCCCAUUCUUACAAGUCUGCUACUGUUUUAAGUGACAUCCUUAUAGUUGUAGAUAAGCAAAUGUAAGGUUAUAUCAAUGUGAAGAAGCCCUUAGUAUCACAUUUUAAAAUUUAUCAUUUAGCAAUAUGACUUUUAAAUUUAUUGUUUCCGAAUGAGUGUUGUUGAGGAAUGUUAGCAGUAGUAAAAUCUUGUGUUACAAGAUUUUUGCAUUUACAUGAACUUUCACUCAUUUUUCAGAAUUUGUUCCUAGAGACAGAGAACCCAAUACAAAAGUGAGAACAUGUAUGCAUAAUCAGAAGGAUGCAGUGCAGAUGCCUAGUGAAACUCUGAAAGCAAAAAUGGUACCUGAGAAAGUUCCCCGCAGAUGUGCUACUGUUGCUGCAAAUAAAAUAAAGAUAAUGAGUAAUCUAAAAGAAACGAUCUCAGGACCAGAAAAUGUCUGGAUUAGGAAGAGUAGCAGAAAACUGCCCCAUCGAAAUGCUUCUGCUGCGGCUAAGAAAAAAUUACUGAAUGUUUAUAAAGAGGAUGAUACAACCAUAAAUUCUGAAAGUGAAAAAGAGCUAGAAGAUAUUAAUAGAAAAAUGCUUUUUUUAAGGGGGUUCAGAUCCUGGAAAGAAAAUGCACAAUAGUGACUAUGAGAAUGUAGAAGUGGCAUCUGAAAACAAUUGGUACACAAGUAAACUGGCAGUUACAUUCUGCUCCCAGCUCUAAAAUUACUCCCUUAUUGGCAUCUUUGGAGGAAUUUUCUAAAAGCCAUAAUCCAGUGGGUUCCUCCCAGUCAGCUCUUGUACAGACAUGUGCUCUGGGGAAUUCUGAGGAGGAAAUAAAUUGCAGAGUCUGUAGGUGGAGAGGUGGAAAGAAAAGACAAAUGGCCUGCUAUAAGACUACUAUUCCUUUCCAGAAUGCAAGGCCUUGAAGACAUGAUUCCUUAGAGGAAGAAUAUAAUGGGAAGUGUACAGGCUAGGAAGAACUUGAAGUGAACAAAUUUCAAAAUCUUAACCUGAUGCUAAUUUUCAGGGUUCUCCAUUACAGUGUAAAAAUUCAGACCACGACAACUAUGGUGUCAUGAGGAAAAAAAAUCAGGCAUUUUUCCAAAGGAAGUGCUAAUGGGCCUAUUUGACUUCUGAGUGAAGCAAAAACUACCCAGAUCCAUUCCCUACAAUUCACAUCCCCAAAGGUCAAAAACAAACUAGGAGGACCUGGGAAUUUCAGCUGGAGAUACUGAUUAUUGAGUUCUGAAGUAGAGUGUUGGAAAUAGGCAAUUAGAGAAAGUCCAUUGAUGUCAUUUUGUUUAUAAUAUUGCAGUUCAUACUGAAUGACCACUUGAUAUGACUAAUUCAGGGAAUAUAUAUUUUUCUAUGAAAGCUAUGAAUGUUACUAUCACGGCUUUUCCUUAUUUUUACUUGUAUGUAGCAGCAUUUACAGAAAUGCCAAAAAUGUGCCUCAUUAAGAGGCAGGUCUUAAUCAGUUAGAUAAAAAUAAAAUGUAUAGCUUAAGAUCAAAACAGUCAUAUUUUUAGAUACAGUGAAAUCUUUUAUGUUUCUCUACAGCACCUUAAAAAUUAGAACUUGAAUACUUUGAGUAAACUUACUACAAUCUCAUCCCAACAAACUUUAAUGGUAGCAUGUUUGGCCUAUUUCAUUGUGGCCUGUACUAGGAUUAGAAAAUUUGGUCGUGGUAUAACAAAGAAGUGUAUUUACAAUAGGAUUUAAUUUGUUGUUAAUAUGUAUUUGUUGAAAUUAAAAUUGCCAGAUUAAAUGAAUAUACUGUCGCAUCUUUUUAACAUAGUAACGUGUUACUGGAAAAAUUAAGUUGUUGAAAGUAAGUUGUUUUCCCAUUUAAAAAUAUCUGAAUAUAUGAUUUGCAUGUGUAAAUCUGAAAAACUAAACUACAGAAACCUAGGGUUUUCUAUUUCUUUUUUAAGUCAAAUGCAUUUUUUUUUUUUUGUUAUACAGAUGAACCAAGUGUCUAAAAUACUUGAGAAAUUUGUGGUUGCAUGUCUGUUUUAAAAAAAAGGCUUUUUGUUUUUUAGCAUAAGCCAGAAUAUUCUAACCUACUAAGUCUGUGUCCUUUGCUCCUUUUGUAGUAUACUUUCAUCUAAAUUACUGAUCCCCAAUAUGUUGAUACACAGGUGAGAAAGGGAAGAAUUCCUAAUAAACUGCUAUUACUUUUA
Messenger RNA from Homo sapiens (human), 17728 nucleotides. RefSeq names its product bromodomain and WD repeat domain containing 1 (gene BRWD1). The record is from RefSeq and is marked reviewed. Gene Ontology annotation, cellular component: cytoplasm; nucleus; ciliary membrane. The transcript is spliced from 41 exons. The coding region runs from base 142 to 6951 and encodes 2269 amino acids. Lineage: Eukaryota; Metazoa; Chordata; Mammalia; Primates; Hominidae.